Hyaena hyaena (striped hyena) is the source of this 411-nucleotide messenger RNA. It is a transcript of the gene NPS, whose product is annotated as neuropeptide S. Gene Ontology annotation, cellular component: extracellular region. Gene Ontology annotation, biological process: positive regulation of synaptic transmission, GABAergic; positive regulation of synaptic transmission, glutamatergic; positive regulation of action potential. The record is from RefSeq and is a predicted model, not a curated record. Lineage: Eukaryota; Metazoa; Chordata; Mammalia; Carnivora; Hyaenidae. The coding region runs from base 1 to 411 and encodes 136 amino acids. The transcript is spliced from 3 exons.
AUGACAUUUUUACUCCUGAACCUUUCUGGUAUAAAAGGGUCACCCAAGGAAGAUCUGACAGUAAGUGUGAGGAAUUUGGCAAUAAAACCACCGAUCUGCGGAGCUUUUGGAAUGCCCAAAAUGAUUAGGUUUUUCCCCCCUAUCUACAGCUCAUUAAAAUUCAGCCUUACUCUACUUCUCUUGAUUUCUACAACGCAAGUGUUCUGGUGUUACCCAGUUCCACCUUCUAAGGUAUCUGGAAAAUCUGAUUACUUUCUCAUCCUGCUGAACAGCUGCGCAACCAGGAUGGACAGGAGCGAGGGACCAGAUUUUCUAAAGCCAAUUUUGGAGAAGACGUCUAUGAAAAGGUCCUUUCGCAACGGGGUUGGAACAGGGAUGAAAAAAACUUCCUUUCGAAGAGCAAAGUCAUGA